Molecule: messenger RNA, 1129 nt
Organism: Oryza sativa Japonica Group (Japanese rice)
Lineage: Eukaryota; Viridiplantae; Streptophyta; Magnoliopsida; Poales; Poaceae
Product: protein SODIUM POTASSIUM ROOT DEFECTIVE 2
Molecular function (GO): metal ion binding
Source: RefSeq, a predicted model, not a curated record
AAGAUACUCUUCCACUCUUCCUUGCUCCAUCAGUAUUACACCACCCAACACAAGCUCAGCCAGUUUACCACUCACACUAGCUGAGCUAGAACUCACCACUCACUGCAGUUGCAGCAUGGCGCCUUUGCUGUUCAAGGACAUGAAGAGCCUCUCGUGCUCGUCGCCGGCGUCCACGGCGAUAUGCCCGAGCUUGGAGCGGCAGCCGAUGGUCCGGCCACACAAGGGCGGCGCCAUUGCUGCGAGCCCUCUCUGCCAGGUCCCCGGUGAGCCAAGAACGGUUCACAGGCAAGACUGCAGGAGAGGGCAGCAGCAUCAGCACAAGGCGGCUGCCGCGAAUGGCGGCGAGCUCGUCAGCCCCGCCGGCUCAUCCAGGUACCUGCUCAGCAGCCGCGCCGCCGCCGCCGAGGAGAUCCAGGAGGUGGAGGCUUCGGCUGCUCCGGCCGUCGAUGCCAAGGUGGUCAGGGAAGAGCAAGCUGGUAGUGAUGUGAAGAACACUCUGACGCAGGAGCAGGUGGUUGUACUGAAGGUAUCACUGCACUGCAAAGCGUGCGCGGGCAAAGUGAAGAAGCACCUCGCCAAGAUGGAAGGAGUGACAUCUUUCAACAUAGACUUCGCGGCGAAGAAGGUGACGGUGGUCGGCGACGUGACGCCGCUGGGGGUGCUGAACAGCGUGUCCAAGGUGAAGAACGCCCAGUUCUGGGCGGCGCCGCCGGCGAUAGCCGCCUGAUGAGAGAUGAAAACGCAUAGGAUCCUCUCUGGUUAAUUAGGUGCGGAAGCAUGUGGGUCACUGAUGCUGGACCAGCUCGCUCUGCUGUCUGUGUGAUGGUGGUGGUGGUGUCUCCUAGAUCGAUGAGAGCAUGCGUGUGUGUGCGCGUCGUCCUGACUGAUCCUGAAGCAAAGCAUGCAGAUGCAGCUUUGCUUCUUACUGUGAUCCUUUUGGUUUCUUGUGGUUGGCACCAUGCUGAGCUACAUGCCCGUCACUGUGCUUCUUCUUCCGUAGACUGAUGAGAGUGUUUGUGACUAUAUAUCUGCUCUAAGUGUAAGUGGUGGUGUUGUUCUUUUGCAUGCUCUUACUGUAAUAUAAACGUUUCACUGCAAGUCUGCAAUACUGCAUUAUUGUUGUGUCGUA